UUUCGCUCCUAGAGAAUGUGUGAGGUGAGUAGCAUAGGUGUGAACCGACUAUGUUUCAUGUUAUAUACUUCGUCGCGGCCGAAUACUGGCCCUGGUAAGGUCCAAAGUAGAUUGAAGUGACUGCCUGCCGCCACGUUCUCUUGAGCAUCCAGGUACUAUACAGGACCUUGACAGUACUGCCAGGACCCAACAAUGGCCGACGCGAUGCCACGACGGCUCUCCCUGAUAUCAGCACGUCAAUGACUUGGCUAGAUAGGUGAGCACGAAACUGUUUUCCGCAAUGCCAGUGACUCGGUAAGAUAUAUUGCAUCGAAACAAUCAUGUUCAUUGGCAUGCCAAAAGUUCUUGUUUCGCUAUGGCCACGGGCUUAGUAUUGUUUCUUCUACAACAAUACCAGCAUUCCUGAGGCCUCGGAGUGUCUAUAGCAGCAAUCACUCAUCCUCAUCACACCAGAGGAAUGAGAUGUCCGCAAGGGCAGGGGAGGGCGAAAUUCAUGAUACCAGAAGCUCUCCUCGUCGAGCCAGCGCUGGCCUGCUGUUUGUUUCAGUGCAGUGUUGUUUUCACUUAUAUACAGUACCACACACUGUACCUCUCCUACGAGCCUACGAGCCCUACCUAAGGCAUCCAACGGAAGGGAAGUCCUUGGCUUGAUCUUCUGAUUGUUGUCUUUCCUUGUACAUCGAGUGACACUCACUCCGCGUCGGAUCCACUCGCUCCGGCUCUGCUUGAUCAUCGGUCGACGAAUCAAUCAGAAACUAUGCAACGUGGCAGAGAGAAUCAAGCACAGCAAGAGCAGGAAGAACAGCGACAGCACCAGGGGCCGCACCAACAUCGAGGCCAUGACGAGAAACCAAGACCCAAGCCCAGAUCCAAACCCAAAUCCAAGUCCACUGGAACCUCUUCUUCUUUCGCCGACGUCGUCUCGGCAUAUACCUCGCGUUUCGGCAAGGAUGACGACCAAACCACAGUGACGGAAGAGGAGAGAAAGAAGAGACAGGGUGUUGCUGCCGAACUUGCAGAUUCAUACUACGACUUCGCCUCCUCCGCAUACGAAAAUGGCUGGAGCACCCACUUCCACUAUACGCCCUUCGCACCGCACGACACAAUCCAAUCCGCCAUGUGCUUCUACGAGCACCGCCUGGCGAUGCUAAUGGGUCUGAAACCGGGCAUGAAGGUGUUAGAUGUUGGUUGUGGGAUCGGUGGGCCGGCAAGGGAGAUUGCGAAAUUCGUCGGGUGCGAAGUCGUGGGUGUCACGAUCAAUCAGGCCCAAGUCGAUCGGGCGAUAUAUCUUACUGCGACGGAAAGGUUGGAAGGUCGGUGUACGUUUGUGAGGGGGGAUUUCUUGAACAUCCCAUUCCCAGAAAACUCUUUCGACGCCGCCUACGCCAUCGAGGCCACGGUCCAUUCGCCCUCACUAGUGGCCGUCUACACCGAGAUUGCGCGAGUGCUCAAACCCGGGGCUGUCUUCGGUCUCAGCGAAUGGGUCAUGACCCCAGGAUUCGACCCGUCGAACCCAAAGCACAUCGGUAUCCGGAACAGACUCGAACGUGGAAACGGACUGUGCAAUCUGCACACCAGCGAGCAAGCGCGCGCGGCCAUGGUCAAUGCCGGAUUUGAUCUGUUUUAUGACGAGGAUUAUGCGCAGCACUUCGCCGCCAACAGCACAAACCCCGGGUUUAAGACUGUUGGGGAUAACGAUGAUCAUCUUAGACGACGGCAGCAACAGUGUCACCCAGUCUACCUUGAAUCUCCUGUUUUGGUCCCUUUCCAAAUGCAGGCCGAGACGAACGUGAAUUCAAACCAACAAUCUGCAGCCCAUCAACAGCGUCAAGCUUAUCUGAGCAGCCCGGAUUCGGCCUCUGAACCGAUUCUCCAGCCAGCGCCGCCGUCCUCAAUCCCUUUCGACUUGACUUACCAUCCCCAUCGUACCUGGUACUGGCCUCUUGAAGGCGCCACAUCCAUGGCGACGACCUGGACCGACUACUUCACCGCAUGGAAAAUGUCCAAGUGGCCCCGGCGGGUAUGCUACGCCCUCAUAUGGACGCUGGAACGGCUGGGUAUAGCGGACAAGGGUACCUGUGAUGCCAUGACAACGUUGGCAUAUUGCGUUGACAGUGCGGUUGAGGGCGGGAAAGAAGGCAUUUUCACGCCAUGCUGGUGGUUUGUUGGGCGGAAAAGCGACGGGGAAAGCAACGAGGCUGCAUACAGUCAACGGUGA
This is a messenger RNA of Exophiala dermatitidis NIH/UT8656, 2218 nucleotides long. Its product is annotated as sterol 24-C-methyltransferase. Gene Ontology annotation, molecular function: sterol 24-C-methyltransferase activity. The coding region runs from base 758 to 2218 and encodes 486 amino acids. The transcript has 3 exons. Gene Ontology annotation, cellular component: endoplasmic reticulum. The record is from RefSeq and is a predicted model, not a curated record. Lineage: Eukaryota; Fungi; Ascomycota; Eurotiomycetes; Chaetothyriales; Herpotrichiellaceae. Gene Ontology annotation, biological process: sterol biosynthetic process.